Molecule: messenger RNA, 1657 nt
Organism: Spizellomyces punctatus DAOM BR117
Lineage: Eukaryota; Fungi; Chytridiomycota; Chytridiomycetes; Spizellomycetales; Spizellomycetaceae
Exons: 6
Coding region: 61-1122 (353 amino acids)
Biological process (GO): mRNA splicing, via spliceosome
Cellular component (GO): U1 snRNP; precatalytic spliceosome; U2-type prespliceosome
Molecular function (GO): U1 snRNA binding; mRNA binding
Source: RefSeq, a predicted model, not a curated record
AGCGAAAAGGCCAUCGUUUCUUCUCAGAGCCACAGUCUUGGCCAAGGCGGAAUCGUUCCAAUGACAUCACAACUUCCGCCGAAUCUCCUAAAACUCUUUGCGCCGCGGCCUCCUCUCCCGCAUCUGGAACCCCUUGAUCGUUCUCCUGCUCAACGGCGGGGACCGGUCAUCAGCGGUGUUGCUGCUUUUCUCGAAAGAUGUAAGGGAUACGAUGCGGAUUAUGUGCCAACGGAGACUCGAGCAGAGAUUAAGAAGAGGCUGCAACAAGAGAGGGAGCAAAAGGCGAAAGAGGCUAUCCAGAAAGGACUUGAGGUAUGGGAUCCAAGUAAGGAUGACCAUAUCGUGAGCGAUCCGUACAAGACCCUCUUCGUUGCGCGUUUGUCAUAUGAAACGACAGAAAAGGAAUUGAAGCGAGAGUUUGAAGUAUUUGGACCCAUUAAAACGUUACGGAUUGUACAAGAUGAAACAGGAAAAUCACGCGGAUACGCCUUCAUCGAAUACGAACGCGAAAAGGACAUGAAAGCAGCCUACAAGGAAGGAGAUGGAAUGAAGAUUGAUGACAGGCGGGUUCUGGUGGAUGUGGAACGUGGGCGGACUGUCAAGGGAUGGCGGCCACGCCGUCUUGGUGGUGGAUUGGGUGGAACCCGUAUCGGUGGACCCGACGUUAAUCAGCGCCAUAGUGGUCGUGAGGGAGGAUCGUAUGCAUCUGGAGGAUACCAGGGUGUAUAUGGCGGAGACUAUGGCGGACAUGGUGGUUUCCGUGGAUCCAGGGGCGGAGGAGGUUACGGUGAUCGACGAGGCGGCUUUGGUUACGGCGGUGGUGGAAUGGACAGGAGGCGGUUUGGCGGACCUGGAGGACCAGGACCGGGUGGAGGGGGUGGCGGUUAUGGAGACCGACCUGACCGAGGGGAUCGUGAUCGCGGGCGGUACGAUCGUGAACGGGAUCAUGGAGACUAUCGCGGCUCUCGAGGAGGCGAUCGUGACGGCGAACGUCGGUCAUCUCGCGGUGAUUACGAUGACCGUCGCGGGUCGCGAUCUGACCGUGAUAAAGAACGACGCAGAAGCAGAAGCCCACGCCGUGAGCGAGAGAGGAGCCAUGAGCGAACUGAACGCCGGCGUUAAUGUGGCCGUCCACCUUCUCUUUGAUUCAGACGACCUGGCCAGAGAUCUGCUGCUGUUGCAAGCUAGAGGAAUUGAUUGUUCUUAUGGAACAAGUGCUCCCUGUUUCAAUACCGCUUCGUUUUGUCACCUUCUUCUCCUUGACUAGCUCCAAUCUGUGCAUAAUAGAUCUCAGCCUGUAAUGGAUUGGCGAUGAUGUUGUUGUUGGAAAUCCUUCAAAGGGCGUACACCUUACUUUUCUGUUCACGGUAAUGGAAGGUUUGCUGAUUUGCAAGAAUGCACGUCAUGAAGAUUUGCUUGAGAUCCCGAGAAGUGGCGAUUGCGCUCCGCAAUUCAUCCUUAUUCCCAUGACUUUCAAUGCUCAUUUUGUGUGGCAGCGAGUCCUUUGAAAUGCUGUGCAUCAUAAUGUCGUACGUCCGCCGUCCCCGGACAUACUUAGUCGCGCGUGGGUUGCAAAAAUAAACGGCAUGUGCUUAGGUGGGCGACGUGAUUAUUCAUGGGGCUUUUAACGCUCGUUUAAACGCAGCCAAAAAGAAAG